CCCCUUUUGGUGCCAAAAUAAUCGCGCGAAGCGAUGGAGCCCCGGAGCCUCUCUUGGCGCAGCACCGAGAUGCGCUUCUACUCCGCGGCCGUUAGGAAGCGCAAUGCGGAGGCGGCGGCGACGUUUCGCUGCCUUUCCAAGCCGAGGAAGGCGAGGGCUCUCUCUUCUUCUUCCCUGGCGCAGAGGAAGCAGAGAGCUUGUUGGGUAAAGAGACGGUGCCCGUUUGGGCUGCCGCGGGCUCCCUCUGCAGUUCCCGUCCCUCGGCUGGUUGCAGUAGCAGCAGCAGGCUCGGCCCCGCGCUCGCUCCCCAGCCUCUCUCGCCGUCCGAAGAGGCCCUUGGAGAGCGAGCGACCCGGCGCCCUUGCAGGAGAGCGCGGCGAGAGACAUGGCCCCGGGCGCCUUCCCCGGGCGGCGGCUGCUGCUGGCGCUGCUGCUUGGCGGCGCCUUAAGCCUGGCCCCGACGGCCGCGAGCGCCCCGCCGGCCGUGCCUUGCCAGGCCCCGCUGCAGUGGGAAGGGCGCACGGUGGUGUACGACCACAGCACCGGCAGGAACACCCGGGCGGCCGUGUCCUACGACGGCCAGAACCAGCGCCUGCGGAUCCUGGAGGAGAGGAAGCAGCUCAUCCCUUGCAAGAAGUUUUUUGAAUAUAUCUACCUCUAUAAAGACACGGUGAUGUUUCAGAUUGAGCAAGUGACAAAGCUGUGUUCCAAGAUUGCCUUGACUGAGCCGUGGGAUCCUUAUGAUAUUCCCGACAACUCAACCUACGAAGAUCAGAACUACAUUGGAGGACCUGGGGACCAAAUUAUGGUACAGGAAUGGUCUGACAGAAAACCAGCUAGGAAAUUUGAAACCUGGGUUGGCGUUUAUACAGUCAAAGACUGUUACCCAGUGCAGGAGACCUAUACCAGGAACUACAGUGUGACCACCUCCACCCGAUUCUUUGAUCUAAAGCUUGGGAUAAGUGACCCAUCUGUAUUCACUCCUCCCAGCACCUGCCAGACAGCACAACCAAACAAGAUGAGCGAUGAAUGCUAAUCAUGGAGAUUGGCUUCUACAUGCAAACAUAUGUAAUAUAGUUAUCAUGAAUCCUCAGCUGCUGAUGUCUUAACAUGGUGGUUGCACUUUGCAGAAUGGAGGGCUUUGGGAAUGAGAUCUCUCGUUGACUAGAAAAAGUGAGAAAACCCAUCUCUCCACCAGAGUCUCAUUCCAAUAUUGUCCUCAUAUUCUACACUUAACAGUGAAGCAUUUGUUUUAGCUGCCACAUUUUUGUUGGAAGAACUUGUUGCUUAUAUUUCCCAAGAGACACAUUGUGCUCUUAAAGCAUAUUAAAAUAUCAUGUGCAUUUGCUCGUUUUGGAGAAGUGAGCAUACUUUAUGACAUGUAGCAGGGAAGGCAUUUCCAUAACGUGCCACCAUUAACCGAUUAUGUAGAGAGAUUUCCUUAACGUCUUGGAAGUAAAUGAAUUUGCUUUUGGGGUGAAAAAAUCAAGAAUAACUAUUCAUAUAAUAAGGGACUGGUGUGAUACUACAGUGAUGCCUAAGUGUUCUUCUACCUUCUACUGCUUUCAUGGGAUCUGAUGGGAGUUCCUUCUCAUUUAUGCACCCUGUAUUAAAUAUGCUUUGUUAAAGCAAUGUUCUUUUGAAUUUAUGCAAAAAAGGAUUGCUUUACUUGUUUAACAGUCUCUCAUUGAAAACCUAUAGAGCUGGUGUCUUGUCAGAAAUAUAUAUUUGGCAACAUUAGAUAUAUUUAGGAUACAAGUGCACUGCACCCAAUGAAUAUAUAUAUAUAGUAUUUUUUGUAGUUAUUUGUAGUUAACCUCUGCCAACAAACUUCAACUGUUCAACAGUCCCUUGCACUAAAGUCUGCUGCUAUUCAUUAGCUUUGUUUUAUUUUUAGGAUUGUUUUAAUUUUGUUGGCAUUUGUUUGUAAGUCUUGUGUGAGUUUGGUUUUCGUCAGAGAAAGUAUGGUGCAAAUAAGUCAGUGGGGGGCGCUCUUGGAAUUGCAGGGGCCUCUGUGUGCUCAGCAGUCAGUCUGCAGAGCUCCAGACUAAGCUGAGCAUCGGUAUUAUUUUAGACGUCUCAAUGAAAUUGGGGGUCAUUUACCCUUACUGGCUAGGAAAAGAAGACCAUCUUUUGUCAAGAAAGCAGCUCCUUUAGUACAUAUAAGAACUAAACACCCAUCAGUGGUGACGUAGAUCAUGGGUAGGCAAACUAAGGCCUGGGGGUCGGAUCCGGCCCAAUCACCUUCUAAAUCUGGCCCAUGGAUGCUCCAGGAAUCAGCGUGUUUUUACAUGAGUAGAAUGUGUCCUUUUAUUUAAAAUGCAUCUCUGGGUUAUUUGUGGGGCAUAGGAAUUCAUACAGUAUAUUUUUUUCAAAAUAUAGUCCGGCCCCCCAUAAGGCCUGAGGGAGAGUGGACCGGCCCCCUGCUGAAAAUGUUUGCUGACCCCUGAUGUAGAUCUUCUGUAGCUCUUCCCUCUGUGUGUGAUUGGUCAAGGCCUCCUGUGCCUUCCUCCCAGUCUCCGCAUGUUCACUGGAAGCAUGAAGGAAAUUCAAUCCAUGCACAUGACACCCAGGCACAUAGCACCUGUCAUUCCUUUUGCUCAACACAUCAAGGUUGGAAAUGGGGCUUCAGGCGCAACCCUGAACCCUAGUCAUGCACUGACUGAAGUUGUGGAAGGGGAGGAGAGAACAGGGUCCGUUCUUGCAUCAGACAGGGUCAAAACGAGAGUGCUUAUCAGUGCCUUUAAAUAUGACGCUUGUGUGUAUUACUAUAUAACGCCAUUGCACUUUAUGGAGUAACAAAGACAUGCCCUCAGCCUGAGCAGUUAGCAAUCUAAAAUUUGAAACGGGGGAAAGAGGGGAUAAAGAUGGCGGAUGAGGGUAAUUGGGAGCAUAUGCUUACUUUGGUCACACAUGCUUGGCUUUGCCAUCACAGGUGUUUUCGGGGAAAGAUUUGAAGGAGGAGAAAAGCACAGAUAAGUGGUCUAGGAUGGAGGUUUAGCUGUGAGAAAGAGAAAGGGCAGAGUUAUUUGAGAUAGCAGGAAACCUUCAGGCAACUGAGAACAGCGACGUCGGUGGCUUUUAUUGCAAGGAAAGGGACCUUUUGAUGGAUCCAUGAGGAUUUCAGGAAGGCUCUUCCAUGGUCUGAAGGUGAAAAGAGACGAGUGGUUUUGGUGGCAGAAUUCUGGGUGGAGGUGAGAAGGCCAAGGUGUGGUACUAGAAAAUCGGAUAGGAGGUUGUGACAGUAGAUGAGGAGGGAGAUUAAACAGGUACCAUAUAAAACAAGGGUGACGAACUGCUAGCCUGCAGUAUGGGGCUUCUGUUUCUGGCUUGUGAAAAGCCUUCUGUUGGAGGCCACACAUACCCACCCACCCCACCAAUUGGGUUUGUAAAAAGCCAUCUGUUGGGGGUUUGCCUUUCCUGUGUGCUGUGCCUACUUGCCCAAAAGGCUGUCCUGCCGCAGUUUGAUAAUGGGCGGUGGCAGGGGGAAGCCUGUUUUCCAAGGCUAAUUGUUAUGGAGGUGGAGAGGAUCUUCCUGGAGAAUGCAGUAGAAGAAGCUGGGGAUGAUGGGAAGGAGAGACCAGAACAUACUGUGGGGCGUCUGGUUGGCAUCGGCUGUAAUACAGAAAUAGUUUUACAAGUUAGUGGCCUGCCCUAAACAACUUAAGCAGCACAGCAUAUAUAAUAAUCUGUCAAGUUAUUGACGCAUAAAUUCAGGUAGUAUUUGCUGAAAGCAGAUGGGUAAUAAACAUACUCAAAUGUUUAUCAUUUUUCAGAUGCUACUACUAAUAAUUUCCUCAUUCAUGAGCCAACGUGUUAAUGCUAAUGUUUAUUAUUAUUAUUAUUGUUAUUUGUAUUUAACCUAUGUGGCCAAUGUAUUUUUGAACCGCCUUGUGUGUAGCAAUAUAGAAAGGCGGUAUACAAAUUAGAAGUGAAAUGAAAUUAAAUGAACAAAUAGCACAUUCUGUCAAGACAGAAAACAUCUCCCCUUCAUUAACGUUGCAAAAUGUACUAAGAAUCUUGAUUAAAAGCUAUAGAACUGAGUUUUUGUGUGUGAUGGUUUUCAUAUGAUACACCACUGCUCCAUGAUAUUGUAGAUUAGGGAGAUGAUGGUUCCUAUCUCUUGAUGAUAAUUGUUCUUAGUUUGUCAUAAUAAUCAUUCUAGCUAGUUUAUUUUAUGCACCUUUGAAUAAAACACCUUUGAAUAGUGCAAACACCUUUGAAAAUGUUGCAGUGGGAGCUGGGUAAGAUCAAUAUAGACUCUCACCUAGGGAAUCAAGUCAUGGAUAUAUUUCUCAGUUCUGUUCUGCCAACUAAAUAAAGGUGUGUGUGUGAAAGCA
Messenger RNA from Podarcis raffonei (Aeolian wall lizard), 4340 nucleotides. RefSeq names its product ependymin related 1 (gene EPDR1). Lineage: Eukaryota; Metazoa; Chordata; Lepidosauria; Squamata; Lacertidae. The transcript is spliced from 3 exons. Gene Ontology annotation, cellular component: lysosome; extracellular region. The coding region runs from base 386 to 1036 and encodes 216 amino acids. Gene Ontology annotation, molecular function: calcium ion binding. The record is from RefSeq and is a predicted model, not a curated record. Gene Ontology annotation, biological process: cell-matrix adhesion.